AUGAGAACCGCCACAUUGUUCAAGAAAGUCGAACUUGUAACAACCCCAAUAAACGAGGCGAUCAAGCCGAUGCUCUGGCUUAUGGGCACGUGGAAAGCAGUAAAAGCCGACGGAUUCUACCCCACCAUGAAGCCGUUUAAAUACGGCGAGCGCAUGAAGUUUGUAUCCAUAGGCCAGCCCAACAUGUUCUACAGCUCGAUCACCUGGAAGUUGAAGGAGAAAACCCCGUGGCACUUGGAGUGCGGGUACUUGAGAAUCAAACCAAAAACUUGUGAGGUCAACUUUUUGGUCACCCAAAACUUCGGACUCUCCUCCGUCGACUGCGGAACCGUGGAGGAAGGUUCGAUGACGGUCUCCUCCGACGAGGAUAUGAUCAGCCGGAUCACUUUUGCCAGCAAGCCUUUCGUUAAGAAAAUGAUGAGGUGCUACAGGCUCAACGACAAAGGUGAGCUCGAGUAUACCAUGUUCAUGGAGACGACAGCCACUCCGAUGACGCAACACUUGGACGUGUUGUUCAAGAAGGAGGAGACUUGCUAA
Messenger RNA from Aethina tumida (small hive beetle), 537 nucleotides. RefSeq names its product peroxynitrite isomerase THAP4-like. The transcript has a single exon. NCBI's taxonomy places the organism in Eukaryota, Metazoa, Arthropoda, Insecta, Coleoptera, Nitidulidae. Bases 1 to 537 code for a protein of 178 amino acids. The record is from RefSeq and is a predicted model, not a curated record.